AUGGUUGUUUAUCCGGUCCAACAAACUGACUUCUCCAGUGCGUAUAACCGCACAGUGUGCUUCUCUAAGAAGGCACGUCGCGCUGAUUGGUCAGUCAGUUGUCGGGCAUGUGAUUGGUUGAGCAUGGUACAGAACAGUGUAUCAAGGGUCUACGUGUCGACAACUCUUCGGAAGACCGUCACCGUCCGGAUGUUUAUACGUACCAGAUUAAUUUUACUUUCGUUUUAUUUGGUGUCGGCCCAUGGACUACCGUAUCAAACACGCCGUUUGAAGCUUUCCGGUGUAUGGUACCUCAUCGGAUCCAGCGGUAGUUGGCCCGUUGUGUGUGAGAACUCCGGUGUGGAUGCGUAUAGUACUCAGUGGAUAGCUGGUCUAAUUGGUGAUCCCCUUGUCGACCAACAUGAUACAAAAUACCGAUACAUUGGACGGGAAAACUGGACGUUUUUGCAUCGUUUUCGUUUCCCGCCUACAUUAGGCAAUCCUAUUGGUAUCGAACUCCUUUGGGAUGGAGUUGACACAUUCUGCGAUGUUACUCUGAAUGAUGUCCACCUCGGUUUCGUGAACAACAGUUUUUUGUCGUUUGAAUGGGCAGUAGAGAAACAUAUUAGGCCAAAUCAGCUCAAUUCGCUUCUUCUUGAUUGUCAUUCGACAAUCUUAGUUGCAUCUGGUUUGGCCCAGGCAAGGAAAAAUAGUGGCUUACCCAAAGUGCCGCCAGAAUGUUGGCCAGAUAAUUUUCACGGAGAAUGCAACAUCAAUUUGAUUCGCACCACGCAAGCCUCUUUUGGAUGGGACUGGGGUCCAGCGUUGCCCACUCAAGGAUUUUGGUCGCUUCCACAGUUAGUUCUUUCCUAUGCUUCUGUUCGUUUUGGCGAAGGUUUCAAAUUCUACUCGAUCCCUGGCCGGUCCAAUAAUCGGGUGUCUUAUUCCACUUGGAGUGCACACGCCGUAGUUGAAGUAGUACCGGUUGGGACGGGCGAAGAAACCUUGCAAAAAGUGCAAAGCUUUUGCAUCAACUUUGAUAUGGAUGUAUCCCUGAAUAUUGGGACUGUUGAGCAGUGUUUUGUAAAUGUGACUCUUCAUGAGAACCGAGACUUUUCCAUCUUACUGUUUGAACGCAAGGUGGGGAUACAGCCCUGGUGGCCCAAUGGAAUCGAGACUGGCCCAUACACCUACACACUUCAGAUGAAACUUACAACUUUGGAGGGUCACCUGAUCGACCGCGCAAAGCAUCUGAUUGGAUUUCGGGAAGUUAAACUUAUGGAAGAAUGGGUAAGGCCCGAGUUGCCUAAAUUGGGUCGAUCUUUCUACUUCCAAAUCAAUGGACUGCCGAUCUUCGCAAAGGGCACAAAUUGGAUUCCUUCCCGACUGUUGCCUGGUCGAAGUGUCGGGUUCAUGCGAAAUUCCACAUCGGAUCCACUUUGGGCUGAGAAACGGCUGCUUCGAUCGGCCGCACUGAGUGGGACCAAUAUGGUACGCGUAUGGGGCGGAGGUCGAUACGAAUCAUUAAAGUUCUACGAGGAAGCUGACAAGCUUGGUCUGAUGAUUUGGCAUGAUAUGAUGUUCGCAGUGUCAACUUAUCCAGCCAGGGAAAGCAAUGACACUCUUGAUACGGUCGAGAGGGAAAUUCGUCGUCAAAUACGGCGAUUGCACGCCCACCCAUCCAUUAUUGUAUGGGCUACAGACAACGAGGUGAAACAAGCCAUCAGUGAUGGUUGGUACGCAACGCCAAUGGAUGCAAAUAUGUUGAACGCAUUUAGAGAUAGAUUCGUCGAAUCCGUAGCUGAGGUAAUCCGACGAGAAGAGCGUUUUGCGGACGAUCUGUCCAACAGCGGCCUCUCUUAUCAACCCAGGAGGUGUCUGAUAUCCUCACCGGGAAACGGAAUGCUGACAGAAAAAAUGCAUGGACUAGAUGAAAACCCACAGGACCAGCGCUAUGGUGACGUGCACUUCUAUUUGUACACGAACAAACUGUGGUCGGAGACUGUGUACCCAGUAACACGCUUCACUUCGGAGUUUGGUGUGCAGUCGCUUCCAAGUCCACUGGCAUGGUUCAGAUCGCUCAGUGACCCAGCGAAACCAGCUAAUUGGAAUGUUCGUGGGCCGCUUAUGAAGAAUCGUCAGCAUCACACGCUGGGUUUUCUGUUUCUUGACCUAGCUGCCGAAGUUAUUGGUGCGCCAAGUGGUGCUCCUGACACCGUGACAGAAUAUGCCAAAUGGGCAUACAUCACACAGUUGUAUCAACUGAUGUCAUAUCGAGCGCAUAUCAACAGACUAAUGAGACAUCAAUGCCGCUUGGCUUUCUCAGACCUCAAACCGGUUGUGCCGUCAAGUAUGGGCUCAGCAUACUGGCAACUGAACGACGUCUGGGCGGCACCCACGUGGUCAACAAUCGAUGCAGCCGGGCAGUGGAAAAUGGCACAUUACGGCGCCGUUAGGGACUGUUACGCAAACCAUCCCACUGGCCGGAUUGCAAUCCACUCAGAUGAGUCCUUCGUUGAGGCUGACUGGAUACCUUUUACACAUGUUGGCAACCAAAGAAAUCUCCCAGACUACUUCCUGUUUCGAUGCUUCUCGACCGAUAAAUUCGAUCAGACCAGACAAUGGAGCAUAAAUGUAGACUGGAAACGAGGAAACAUCACUUGCCCUGUACGUGUCUUAAAACUUCCAACGUACACAAUAAUUCGCUGGUGUGGGUGGCCUCCCACUGCAAAGUUUUCCGGUCGGGUGGUUCGGGUAGACAUCGUGAAAGGCGGUGUAAUCGCACAAGGGGGUUCCUUCACUCUACUGGAUAUCCCUAUUAAUGUUAAUUGGACUUCAUCUGAAAGGAGACGUGGUGUGAAGAUACAAGACUUCCAGGAGAUUCCGUUCGAUCCACAGUUUGAUAAAGCUCCGUUUACCGCCACGAGAGUAUUCAGUCUCACGAUCGUCACACAACUACCCGAGUUGUAUAUUUGGCUCGAUUUGGACAUCAAGUUGAAUGCUGAACACUGGUAUGAUCAGAACGCAUUUAACAUGCUGGAUGUGAGUACAAAGCGAGUAAAGUUAUAUACUGUAGUUGCACCCAGCGUAAGCAAAGCAGAGAUUGAAGCAGGCAUUCUUGUGACUACUUUAUCCAGUGUUUGACAGUAGAGGACCCUAUUGGAACCCCAUUGUCUACGAGAUUUACCAUAGUCCACACCCGGAGCGAUACACAUCUUAUCCACGCCCCUUGUUGAUAGAGUUCUUUGAGUUGCGAUUCUUAAUCAGAUUACAAGAGAGUGGUUUAACUAUUUUUGAACUGAAGAACAGGUGAG
Molecule: messenger RNA, 3293 nt
Organism: Opisthorchis viverrini
Lineage: Eukaryota; Metazoa; Platyhelminthes; Trematoda; Opisthorchiida; Opisthorchiidae
Exons: 5
Coding region: 1-3123 (1040 amino acids)
Biological process (GO): glycoprotein catabolic process
Molecular function (GO): beta-mannosidase activity
Source: RefSeq, a predicted model, not a curated record